AUGGAGGGCCUACGGAGGCUGGCGAGCGAUCUCGGCCGGCACGACGACCCCAAACACGAGGUCUACCUUAGAAUCUUCAUCAAUACCGCAGCUGAUGGAACGGCUGCGUGGAAGGAGAAGGCGCUGGCGCUGGGCGUGGUGCCAGAGCUGCUCAAGCUGCUCCACCCGAGUUUCCCGGACGUCAAGCGCAUGCUUGCAGUGUACGCCCGGCUGCCGACCGAGCGGCGCGGUGGUGUGAUGGUCUCUGUAGACAAGUUUGAUGACGCGGUGCCCGACAGAUCGCUGCUGGGCCGCACGCAGGAGCUGGUGACCCGGCUGGCGGGCCUGCUAGACUAUGAGUCGUCGGCGAGCCUAGCCGUGGGCGAGAUCCCGGCCGAUGCGCUCAGGUGGAGUCAGCGCGUCGUCGUACAGGCCACCCGCGCGCUCACCAACCUCUUCUACGAGGAGAAUGCGCAGAAGCUGUUCUGCGAGGUCCAGCAGGGCGGAGCGCUCCAGAACGUGAUCGCGCUGCUUUCCUGCGCGAGCGCCGAGAUUCAGUUGCGCAUGGUCAACGUGCUCCUCAUGCUCAGCGCCAUGUCUGAGGAGGUGCGGCGCAAGCUGGUGGCGAGGCACGCCAUCAACCGGUUGAUGCGGCUGCUGCGCGCCACAAGCAACCCGCAGAUGCAACUGGCCAUCGCCCAAGUCCUGUGCAACUUGGCCGUCGACCAGACGGCGCAGGAAGUGAUUGUGAGCCAGCGCGCGAUCAUCAACAUCAUCGAUCUCCUGGUGGAGAGCAAGAACCGCGAGCUCCACACCGAAGUGGUGUCCACCCUCCUGAACGCCUCCAAGAAUGUCGAGGUGCGGGAUGAGAUCUGUCGUGCGGGCGGCAUUCCCAUCCUGCUGGGCCUGAUGGAGUCCAUCUCGCCCGCCACCGUCGACAAGAAGGAGGUCAACUUCCUCUCCGAGCUGCUCGCCAUCUGCGUCAAGCUCACCCUGCUCGACAAGCACAGGCGCAACUUGAAGUCGGAGCGAAGCGCGGCGCUGUUCGCCCGCUUGAGCAAGGCCAAUUCGAGCGAGGUCCGUGAGUUCGCCGACGAUGCCAUCAACAACCUCGGCGUCCCCGUGGAGGGUGAGGAGGAAGAGGAAGAGGAAGAGGUGGUGAUGGCGAUCGAUACGCGCGACGAGAACGAGCAGGGCAACCGGCGGUCGGUCAUGCCGACGCUGCGCCGACGCACCGGGGCGGCCACCGUCCGCGAGACCGAAGCCGAGAAGGCCGAGCGGGAGAGGCUGCAGCGUACCUACAUCAAGCGGCGGCAGAUCAUCAACGAGAUCCUCCAGACCGAGAAGGUCUACGUCAAGAACAUCGGACUCACCGUCACGGUCAAAUCGGUGAACCUGUCCGCAGACGACCUCAAAGGGCUGUUCUCGUCGAUCAAGACCAUUUGCGCACUGCACACGACGUUCCUGCGCGACCUGGAAAUUGAGCUCCAGUCACCCAAUCACGUCAAGCUCGGCAAGAUGUUCAUCGAGCUGGCGAAUUGGUUGAAGAUGUACAGUGGGUACAUCAACAACUACGACAAUGCGAUGCGGAUCCUGAGGCGGCUCAAGGACAAGUCGCCGUGGAUUACCUUCGAGAACGCUACGCGCCUGCAUCCCGACUGCAAGAUGCUCCGCCUCGAAGACUUCCUCAUCCAGGCACACUUCCCCCCCCCCAUCGCACACGACACACGACACGACUCGGAGCCAAACUCACCAAUUUGUCAACAGCCGAUCCAGCGCGUGCCGCGCUACGAGCUUCUGCUGCGCGACGUCAUCCAGUCAACACCGCAGUCGAGCCCGGAUCUCGGCGACCUCGUGCAGGCCAAGGACAGCAUCGAGCAGGCUGCCAAGUACCUCAACGAGGCCAAGCGCAAGGCCGAGGCGCAGCGUCAGCUGGUCAACAUGGUCCCGCUCAUCCUCAACUUGAUUCAGCCCGACCGGGAGCUGAAGAAGCAGGGCGUGAUCCUGGCGGCCACGAGCAGGAAGCAGUCGGCCUAUCGGUACCUCUUCCUCUUCAACGACGUCCUGCUCGCCACCAAGCCCAAGCGUAUGGGCAAGCUCUACCACUUCAAGCGCUUCUUCAACCUCGCCGUCACCCGCUUCGACGACGUCGCCGAUUCUCUCGAUCUGAAGAACGCGUUCAAGCUGACCUCGCCGGGAGAGCCGGGGCAGGAGGGCUCGCUGGUGUUCUACACGUCACUUCCCGAGGAGAAGCAGGCCUGGGCCACCCUCCUGCGCGAGUGCAUCGCCUCGUCGCUCGCCCGCUUCAGUGGACCCUCGCAGCAGCAGCAGCAACAACAACAACAACAACAGCUCGGUACUCCUGUGGGUGAGCGUCGCGUGGGCUCGAUGGUGGACAUGCCCUUGUCCUCGAUGGCCGGCUCGACGGCGCUCUUGAGGACAGAGACCGACGACCGCGACCGCGACCGUGGCCAAACGAAGUCGCAGGAGCGAGAGCGCGACCGGGAGCGAGACCGGGAUUGCAAGAAGUCACCGGAGCGAGACCGCGACCGAGACCGAAGGAAAUCGCAAGACCGAGACCGAGACAGGGAGCGAGACCGGAGGAGGUCCCCGGAUCGUGACCACGACAGAGCCCGGGGCGAUUCGGAUGCCUCCGCUUCGAGCAAGUCGAACAGCCUCAGGCCUCAGUCCUCGUCUUCGUCAUCGUCGUCUCGUUCGCACGCAUCGAGUGGUAGAACGGUGCCCCAGGUCGUGUUGAGCGACGACAGCGAAGGAGGCGGCGCCUCUUCCACGUCUUCGGCCUCAUCGAUGUCCGACAAAUCGCCCCGAAAGGGCUCGACGUCGUCGCUGAGAAGUGCGAGCAGCAGCAAGGAGAAGAGCAGAAACCCGAAGAACAUGACGUCGUGA
This is a messenger RNA of Acanthamoeba castellanii str. Neff, 2886 nucleotides long. Its product is annotated as RhoGEF domain containing protein. The record is from RefSeq and is a predicted model, not a curated record. The transcript has 16 exons. NCBI's taxonomy places the organism in Eukaryota, Discosea, Longamoebia, Acanthamoebidae. The coding region runs from base 1 to 2886 and encodes 961 amino acids. Gene Ontology annotation, molecular function: protein binding; guanyl-nucleotide exchange factor activity.